This is a messenger RNA of Aureobasidium vineae, 1392 nucleotides long. The record is from the annotation of a GenBank genome assembly. Lineage: Eukaryota; Fungi; Ascomycota; Dothideomycetes; Dothideales; Saccotheciaceae.
AUGGCAGCAGAACAACACGGUCUCGAGACGCAGUCCUCGCACUCAUCAUACCAGGAUACGGUUAUGGGCUCGAAACCAGAAUUGCUGCAACCAGGACAAGACGGCAUGUUUGAUGAGGAGAAAGGAGCAGUUGCUACGGCCGAAAGACCCACAAUUGGAGAUGAUGGACAACGAGAUCCUGUCGCUACACCGCCGCCGGCAUUUGAUCCCAGAGAUAAUCCUGAUGGUGGAAGGGAUGCAUGGUUGGUUGUCUUGGGUGCAUUUUGCUGCAUGUUUUGCAGUUUUGGAUGGAUCAAUUCGGACACUGCCCUGCUCCUUGAUAGCAAUGUGUAUUUCUACAGCUACACGGAUUACAUACUGGGAGGAUACAUCUUGAUUACUGGAACUUGCCUUCACGUCUUUGGUGUCAUGAUGGCUAGUCUUGCUACAGACUACUACCAGAUCAUGCUUUCUCAGGGCAUCUGCAGUGCUGCGGGAGCAAGCAUGUGCUUCUACCCAGGUAUAUCUCCUCCAUCCCAAUUCUCGGCAGAACAUGCUGACCUACAUCGCNNAGCGAUGAGCGUGAUGCCCACCUGGUUCUUCAAGAAGCGUGCAGCAGCUUUCGGUAUCAUGGCCGCUGGCUCGUCAACAGGCGGUGUGAUCUUCCCAAUCAUGGUCAACAAACUUAUUCCCAGGAUUGGGUUCGGCUGGACAAUGCGCGUCUGUGGUUUCCUCAUCCUCACUCUCAUGCUUGUCGCCAAUGCAACAGUCAAGUCACGCCUUCCUCCUCGGCCAAAGCCAUUCCACAUUAUGCAAUUCGUGCGGCCCCUCAAGGAGACACCAUACUUGCUCACGGUGCUUGGGAGCUUCUUNUUCUUCUUUGCAAUGUUCCUGCCGAUUAACUAUCUCAUCCUCCAAGCAGAGACUUUAGGUAUGUCGUCGAGGCUGGCCGAGUAUCUGAUUCCCAUCUUGAACGGCGCAUCCUUCUUCGGUCGCGUGCUGCCUGGAGUUGCGGCAGACAAAAUUGGACGAUACAAUGUCAUGACCAUCAUGAUGACUUUUGCCGGUCUACUGAUUCUCGCUUUAUGGAUGCCGGCCGCCUCCAAUGCACCCAUCAUCGUCUUUGCCGCUCUAUACGGCUUUGGCAGUGGAUCUUUUGUUUCUCUCGCUCCGUCUUUGGUUGCUCAAAUCUCGGAUGUCAGAGAGAUUGGAGUCAGGAAUGGUACAGUGUUUGCAAUCAUUUCGUUUGCAGCAUUGUGCAGUAAUCCUAUCGGUGGAGCUCUGAUCGUCCAUUGGGAUGGCAAGUACACUGGCCUACAGAUUUUUGGAGGCAUCAUGGCUUUGAGUGGUGCUUGCACGAUUCUGGCGGCGAGAAUAGUUCUGGCAGGGACGAAAGUGGCUGCUAAGGUGUAA